AAACCAAAAGGUUAAGGAUGGCAGCCUUUAUGUAUGGUAGUUAAUGUGCGAGUGUGCCGGUUCAUACUCAGGUUGCACACAUGUAUGCUGAUCCGGACCCUCCAUAUAAUGAACCCCAUUGUGGAUGGGCCAUAUCCGUUAAUCACACUCAUCAAAUUAUUACAGGUAAUCGAAAUUUGGCUUGGUGAAAUGCAAUUGGCAAGAAAAGGAUAAAAUGGGCAGAAAUUAAAAAGAAGAGAGAGAGAGAGAGAGAGAGAGAGAGAGAACUCCAUCUAAAGCCUGCUCCGGCAGUCCGGCUACAUGAGCACAAGUCCCAGCAUCACAUUCUAAACAUCAGGGCCGUUCAUCGAGUCGGCAGUCCUUUGACUACAUGCCCUGGCCCAAACAUGGUUAGUCUUCAUCAAUUUCGCUGCACUUGUGCGGACAAAAAAUCCAUGGUUAAAAGAAAAUGACCAAAGGGUCUACUUUCUACAUACAAGUGUGGUCCACCAGCUGAAAGGAUCGUCCUGAUAUUGGUCCACGCAUAUGGACGCACCCCCUAGGGUGGCCCGCAGGGUCUGUCUGCCACGUCUCUUAUCUGUUUACAAUUCCAGCAUUCUUCUCAAAGACCAAUCAAAAUCCACCAGACUUAGGUACCUCUUUUCAUAUGUACAGCACUCUGGCAUGUCAUCUCCGAUCAUGUAAUGCCCUUAUAUAUCAAUCGAAAUCAGCAGCUGCGGCAGCCAAACACUUCCUCCAUUUUCAUCUCUCUGUCAAAGCCCUUCCUCAAAGCCCUGAUAUCUCUUUCUGGAAUGCCAACCUUAGAUCUCACAUCAACGCCAAAAACUUUAAAUCGGCACUCAUGCUUUUCUCUCGAAUGCUAGAACUCAAUCUAAAACCAAAUGAACUAACUUUCUCUCUCCUCAUAAAAGCUUCCGUGUCUUUGCCUGAUUCAAAGAAAGUCGAUGCCCAAAGAAUCCACGCGCACCUGCUCAAAGCUGGAUUCAGCAGUUCUGUUCUUGUGCUUACUGCCCUCCUCGACUUAUAUGCAAAAUGCGGAUGCAUUUCCUCCGCACAUAAGCUAUUUGAUGAAAUGCCCGAAAGAGAUGGCAUUGCCUGGAACGCAUUGAUUUGUGGGUAUUCCUAUAAUGGAUAUGAUUUUGAUGCACUGGAGCUCUUCUCGAGUAUGUUGGAAGUAGGCCUGAACCCCUGUAGGGUUACAUUGGUUAGCAUUAUACCUUCUUGUGCUAGACAAGACUUGCUCUUUCAAGGAAAAUCCAUUCACGCCUAUGCAGUUAAGUCGGCCCUCGCUUUGGAUUCUCGGGUAAUGAAUGCGCUUACUUCUAUGUAUGCAAAGUGUUCAGAUUUAGAUGCUGCAUGGCUCUUGUUUGGAAGCAUGAUUGAGAAAAGUGUGAUUUCAUGGAACACCAUGAUAGCAGCGUAUGGCCAAAACGGUAGUUGGGAAGAGGCGUUGGCUGUUUUCAAUCAAAUGCUAUCAGAAAAUGUGGUACCCAAUUCAGUUACAAUCGUAAGCCUUUUGUCAGCAAACGUCCCUGUGGAUUCUACCCAUUCUUAUGCUGUUAAGAUGGGUCUAGUUGCUGAUAUUUCAGUAAUUACAUCGCUCAUUUGCAUAUAUUCAAGGUUUGGAAAUACAGAUGCAGCAGAACUACUUUAUGGAUUGAUGCCACAGAAGAACUUGGUUUCCUUGACUGCAAUAAUUUCUGGCCAUGUUGAGAAAGGAGAUGUCUGUUUGGCGUUGGAGCGCUUUUGCCAGAUGCAGCUGAUCGACAUGAAACCCGAUGCAGUUGCUAUGGCCAGAAUUCUUCAAGGGUUUACCAACCAACACACCAUUCAAACAGGCAUCUCUUUGCAUGGCUAUGGAAUCAAGAGUGGGUUGGUUUCCAAUGUUUUAGUGCUGAAUGGGCUGAUCAGCAUGUAUUCAAGGUGUGAUGACAUAGAAGCUGCUUUUUCUCUGUUUCGAGGGAUGCAAAAGAGACAGCUGAUCACUUGGAAUUUGAUGAUUUCUAGUUGCGUGCAGGCUGGGAGGUUGAUCGAUGCUGUGGAUCUGUUUUGUCAAAUGAAGGUGUUUCGAUAUGAAGCGGACCUGAUCACGAUGGCUAGCAUGCUCUCAGGAUGUGCUCAGCUACGGUCUUUGCAACUUGGGAAAAUACUCCAUGGUUACAUCCAUAGAAACAGCCUCCAAAUGGAUGCUUUCAUUGGGACUGCUCUGAUAGACAUGUAUGCUAAAUGUGGAACCAUAGAAAAUGCAGAACGGGUGUUUAAAACCAUUGAAGAGCCAUGUUCGGCAACCUGGAAUUCAAUGAUCAUGGGCCUUGCUUUGUGUGGAUUGGAACAGCAAGCUCUUGAGCAUUACGACAGGAUGGCAGAACGGGGGCUGAAAUCCGACAAAAUUACCUUCUUAGGAGUACUGUCUGCUUGUAGUCAUGCAGGCCUUGUCGAGGAAGGCCGGCAAUAUUUUAAGCUCAUGAUUGAGGUGUUUAAGAUUGCCCCUGGAUUACAACACUGUGCAUGUAUGGUCAACCUACUUGGCCGAGCAGGCUUGUUAGAUGAAGCCGUCCUGUUUAUCAAAAACAUGGAGGUUGAACCAGAUUCUGUUGUAUAUGGAGCCUUGCUUGGCGCCUGUUGUAUCUACCAAGAUAUCAAGCUAGGGGAAUGUCUGGCGAGGCGGAUUUUCUUCUUAGAUUAUCGAAACUGCGGGUACUAUCUCUUGAUGUCGAAUCUCUAUGCAGGAGCUGGGAGGUGGGAUGAUGUAGCUAGGAUGAGGAAGAUGGUGAAAGAAGAUAUUGGAGGGGAUGGCUAUUCAGGAAGUAGCCUGAUUGAAGUUAAUUCCAUGCAUUUCUUACAAGAAAAUGAUUGGUAAAAAGAAGUCCCACUGUCUACACCGGCUUUUUUGUUAGACAAGCCAUGGGGUCUUUUCUGUGGUGGGGCCCACCUAAUUUAUAUGGCUAGGAUGUGUUGAUAUGUGUGGCCUCGUAACAACGACAAGAACAAGAACAUUGAAGAAAUUGGCCUUGAAAGCUAUAGAGAGGAGUCCACAUACAUGGAGGUUUUGAAGAUUCUCCAACUCGUUUCUACUGUUGAGUUACUUUGUCCACUCUUUUGUUUGUAGUAGCGACCUCACCCAAGUCUCACCUCCUGUCUUGAUGCUGUGUAGCAUAGCUUAAAGACUUGAAAAUUGGAUUCCACUGGAUGUCCGGCCAGCUCAGUUCGAUUCCAAGACUCAGCUGAGUUUUUACUUGAAUCACUCGAUUUUGGUUCAAGAAUAUAUAUAGGUAUUUAUUAGCGGAUAAGUGUUGUAAAAAUAGCAAAAAAAGCUAACAACCGAACCAUGUGGUCUUCCUCGGUCUGAA
Magnolia sinica is the source of this 3350-nucleotide messenger RNA. Its product is annotated as pentatricopeptide repeat-containing protein At2g04860. The transcript has a single exon. The record is from RefSeq and is a predicted model, not a curated record. Gene Ontology annotation, biological process: RNA modification. Gene Ontology annotation, molecular function: protein binding; RNA binding. Lineage: Eukaryota; Viridiplantae; Streptophyta; Magnoliopsida; Magnoliales; Magnoliaceae. The coding region runs from base 647 to 2860 and encodes 737 amino acids.